AUGAAAAAAGUAACUUAAUCUACUGCAUCCACCUUCAAGCCAAAGAAAUUGCUGGCCAAAGCCAAGAGUCAAAACCAGUUCGAAGAAACAGACCCAGCUCAAAGAGACAGGAAAAUAAUCAGAAUGAGGAAUGUAGUUGAUUUGGGAGAUGCCUAGGAGGACAAUAAAAAAAAUCAAAAGAAGAAUGAAAACCAAAAUGAUCCUCUGCUUGAACAACUUGAUCAAUGGCAUGAAAAUAUCAUGUCCAAGAAAAAGUCCUAUGCAUUUGAAUAGGUCAAGCAAAGUGACAACAACAACAACAACAAAGUGAUUGAGAACGAAUUCAACUUGGAUCAUGGACCCUAAAUCAACUCCAACAUCAUCAAUCAAAUCAUGAAACCAAUUGAAUUGCCCAACUUUAAAACUGAAGAUAACAAUGAUGAUGUCUAAGUCCAAUUCCAAAUGCUUAGACCCAACAAAGAAUCUGGCAAUGUUCUAAAGACACUCGAUCAAGUAAGAAUAGAAAUGAAUAAACAAAUCCUCAAUAGUCUUCUCCUGCAAAAGGUCACCAAAAAACUGGAUGAAAUGAACAUCAAUAGAAAACACAAAACCAAUUGGAACAUACAACGCAUGGACGAAGAAAUCACACAAGUAUUCAGAGAUCAAUCUCAUGCCUUGAAACAAAGAACAUUAAACAACUUCAAAGGCCUAACCGAGUACUUUAGUAAUCCUGCAUAAUACAUCGAUUACGAAGUAGUCCUAUCUAAGGCCAAAUAUCAUUCCAAUCGACCACCAACCUCAUUUCCUACCACCUAAAUCCCCCAAUAAUAACAAAAUUCUACCUCUGCUAAGUCCCUGAUGGAGAGUUAUCAACUAUUUCAAUAGUAGAUUAAAGAACAUAAAAAUAUAUUGUUUCAAAUGAGAAUCGAAAACAACACCUUGGUUUAAGAAUUGAAUCGUUAUGAGGAAGAAGUUCAGGAUAUAAGGAGGAAGUUCUUCAUCAAGGAGGAGAAGGCAAGGCAAGGAUGGAUACCUGAAUAGCAGAAUGAUGGAGUACCAAAUAAAAAACGAAACCUAAUGGAUAUUAUUGAGAAAAUCAGAAAUCAAAGGGAUGUGGAGAUCAGAUAACGAACAAAGGAAAUACAAUCAUUAAGAAAACAGAUGCAAUAAAACAGUGAAAAAUAACAACAAAUUCAGAAGGAACUCGAUGAGAUGAGACAAAAGAAAAGGAGAUGUAAAAUGUUGCUUAAAGAUAUCUUCCUCAAGCAAUUCUAAGAUUCAAAUAACUCUCUCGUUCCUGAAGGCUUGGUCAGCAUUAUCAAGAAUAUGAGAAAGAUCAAUGAAAGUGCUAAACCAGAGUAUUUCCCAAAAUUCUUAGAUGAUAUUUCCAAGAAUUAUCUCCUAUAGGCUGCUCAAUUGGAGAUUGAUAUAGAGGAGACAAGGGUAUUGUCUUAAAAAUACAAUCAAUAAUAAUUAUUACAACGUGCAACUAGUGCAAGAUAGCAGAUAACCACGCAAAGACAAUAGAUGAAUGUUUCUGAGAUCAAAAAUUAAGUGAAGGUGAUGCUAAAGAAGAGCAAGGUCUCUAUCAAGAAACCUGUGUUUGUUUAAGGCAUUGAUCCCAUCAAUCCAAGUUCAUUUGCUCAUGUAAUUAAGUGGGAACAUUAAGAUUUAGAAAACUAAUAGAUAACUGAACCCAUUGAAAACAACUUCAAGAAUUAAAACAUCUCAUCGGAGCGUAAUAAUACUAUCAAGGAUUACAAUUAGAAACUAGUUUAAUUACAAUAAUAAUUAGAAUAAGUUACCAAUGAGGAAUGUUAACGUAUAUUAAAAUCAUAUUCCAACAAAAAAUUAUUAUCAGACAUACAAGAAUUGAAGAUGGUCAUGUAUGCACUAUUUGGUUAGACACUUGGAGAUUAACAGUGGAUCCAAUUUGUAGUUGAAUGGACUGAAUAAAAAUAAUUAAAUCCCCUAUAUGUUUUGAAGCAGGAAGAACAAUCGAAACAGAGUGAUACACGCAAGGAUUAACAUUCGAUACCAGAAAGGAUGAAAACCAAAGUGUCUUAAACCCUAAAAAAGUUAACAGAAGUUACUAAUGUUGAUUAUAAUUUUGAAUUAUGUUUUUGA
Molecule: messenger RNA, 2106 nt
Organism: Paramecium tetraurelia
Lineage: Eukaryota; Ciliophora; Oligohymenophorea; Peniculida; Parameciidae
Exons: 3
Source: RefSeq, a predicted model, not a curated record